Messenger RNA from Lachancea sp. 'fantastica', 672 nucleotides. The record is from the annotation of a GenBank genome assembly. Lineage: Eukaryota; Fungi; Ascomycota; Saccharomycetes; Saccharomycetales; Saccharomycetaceae.
AUGUUUAACAGCACUUUAAGAAAUGCCAGAGCUUCGACGCUCCACAGGGCAUUUUUCAGACAGUCUUUCAGAAGAACAGCGCUGCGUUUCAAUGCAACAGCUGUCAAAACGAAGGAAAAGCCUUCGUUAAAGAAGCUUAUGCAAACCUACGGAUACUCAGCUCUAGCAGUUUAUUUGGGCCUUUCUGCAAUUGAUUUCCCCAUUUGCUUCUUCGCAGUGCAUUCCUUGGGUGAAGAAACCAUCAAAGUAUACAUCAACAAGGCCAAACAGACCGUUGGAUAUGGUCGUGACGAACAGGAAUUGAUUCAAGAAGUUAGAGCACAGAUUGCUGAAAAGGCGCGCAAGAAAGAACUUGGUGAACAGGACCAGACCACACUAUGGACAAGAAUUAAAGAAAGCUCUCUUUUAACAGAAGCUUUGAUCGCAUAUGGAAUACACAAAAGCUUAAUCGUAUUCAGACUACCGGUUACAGCAGCCAUUACACCAGCCACGGUAAAGAUCCUGCAGAAAUGGGGGUUCAAUUUGAACCGCUUCAACAAAGGCUUUAAAACCACCGGCGAAGGCGCCAAAAUCAAGUACAAGACUGGUGAUCCUAAAGAUUUUGUUAGCGGUAAAAAUAUUCCCAAGCAGGACCAGAAAAAGAGCAGAAAAUGGUUCGAAGGAAUGAUGUGA